Messenger RNA from Arxiozyma heterogenica, 1815 nucleotides. It is a transcript of the gene SHS1, whose product is annotated as septin SHS1. Gene Ontology annotation, biological process: division septum assembly; actomyosin contractile ring assembly; protein localization to bud neck. Gene Ontology annotation, molecular function: GTPase activity; GTP binding; molecular adaptor activity. The record is from RefSeq and is a predicted model, not a curated record. Lineage: Eukaryota; Fungi; Ascomycota; Saccharomycetes; Saccharomycetales; Saccharomycetaceae. Bases 1 to 1815 code for a protein of 604 amino acids. The transcript has a single exon. Gene Ontology annotation, cellular component: septin complex; septin ring; cytosol.
AUGGAUUCACCUCAAGUCCCAGCUGCAUUAUUCCGCAGAAAAAAGGAAUAUAAACGUGGUAUCUCGUACUCAAUUCUUUUGCUGGGUAGAAAUGGUACUGGUAAGACAACUUUUGCUAACAAUUUACUAGAGACCAAUAUAUUUUCUCAUCAAUACGAAUCCGAUAUUAACUCAAACAAUAUACCUAGUGUAAUCUCAGACAGGAUUAAGGUGACAAAGCCGACUAAAGUGGUCUCUUUCACCUCAAAUGACGGUUUACCAAACCAAUUUAAUACUAAGUUUGAUCCAUCUAGAUCCCAACUGGAACCUGGGAUCACAAUAACCUCCACAUCAAUAGAGAUCAUCACGAGUGCUGGUAGUAGUGGACCAGGUUCUGGAUCUGGACCAAAUCCUGGAUCCGACACACCGUCCCCUUCUUUAAUGGAUGACGAAGAUGAUGAUAUUAUAAUGUUGAAUUUAAUCAAUACGUAUGGCAUAGGUGACAAUUUAGACGACUCCAUCUGUUUUGAUGAAAUUACAUCCUUUUUGGAACAACAGUUUGAUUACGUUUUAGCAGAAGAAACAAGGAUCAGAAGAAACCCACGGUUCGAAGAUUCCCGUGUCCAUGUGGCGUUAUACUUCAUUGAACCUAAUGGACAUGGGUUGAGUGAACUGGAUGUUGAACUAAUGAAAAGGGUUUCACGUUAUACAAAUGUCUUACCGAUAAUUUCAAAAGCAGACAGUCUAACAAGGGAGGAACUAAACAAUUUUAAAAAAAUCAUAUUGGAGGAUAUUCAAAGGUAUAGUGUUCCUGUAUUUAAAUUCGAAGUUGAUCCAGAUGAAGAUGAUUAUGAGUCUAUUGAAGAGAACGAAACUUUAUCUAGAUUACAACCAUUUGCAAUAAUUUGUUCCGACACCAAGGAUAAUAAGACAGGCCAUUACUAUAGGAAAUAUCCUUGGGGGUCAAUCGAGAAUGUUAAUGAUUCCAAAGUGUCAGACUUAUUGAUACUGAAAAAUGUCUUAUUUGGAUCACAUUUACAAGAAUUUAAAGAUACAACCCAGAAUUUGUUAUAUGAGAACUACAGGUCUGAGAAACUGUCAAGUGUCACAUCGGAGAGUCAUGUUAAUUCAAACAACACCAGAUUCAAUGAAAUAACUAAUUCUACAGAAGAUAACAUCGAUAAAAGAGCCAGUGCAGUACCAAGUUUAAGUAAUUUUGCAUCGUUGAUAAAUACGGGUACUAUACCAUCGUCGCAAUCCUUAGCGAAUAAACUGAAUGAAAAUGGUAAUCCAACCACACCAAAGCUGAAAAACUCAUUCGAAGAGAAUGGUGGGAAUUAUAAUGAAAACAACUAUGCUACAACAAGAGAUGAAAAUAAAGAACGUGAAAAUAAUAAUAAUGAUCAACAACAAUCACCAAUUAAACAAAUGUCAGAGGAGAUUAAAUUAGAGAAUCAAAACAUUAUCAAUUCAAUUAAAAAAGAUGCUACAAGGGGAUCCAUGUCGCCAGAUAUUAAUGAAAGAAACAAAUUAAGAAAUAUCUCAGAGACUGUACCAUAUGUGUUACGACAUGAACGUAUCAUUGCAAAACAACAAAAACUAGAAGAGUUAGAAGCACAGUCAGCGAAGGAGUUACAGAGAAGAAUUCAGGAAUUGGAGAAGAAGGCACAAGAACUGAAAUUAAGAGAAAAACAUUUGAAAAAAAGAAAUGUGGCAAGUAGCGAGAGAACAGAUAGCCAAGUAAGAACAACAUCAGUGAAUUCCAUAAGUCAGUUGAAGAAAAAUGAAACGUAUUCAGAUUUAGCAUCGAUUGUAUCGGGGUCGAACAUGAAUUAA